GCUAAUAGUAGACUUACCUCUUCUUGUUUCUAGUCCACAUGCAUGUAGGCCUAUCUGCUAGAUCAGUUCAACGAGGCCUAUCCCCUGGUCUUUGCAAAGUUUAUUGGCGUAUGACUACGUGGUGUGAAAUAGGCUAGUGGCAUUUUUUUGUACAUUCGGUGUUUGAUUUUGAGAAAUGCGAAAUCAUCUAUUUGUAGCAGUAAACAUAACAUUUUUGGGUAACCUAGACAAUGCCGUCCUUAUUACUGUUCAGUUCGUAGAGGCACGGUUUAAUUUAACCAUUGAUACGAGGCCUAGUAUAGGCUGUUCGAUAGAUUCUGGCUUCACGUAAACAAACAUGUAUAACAUCUUCAACUUCGGUAACAAAUAGGCUCGAGUAGCCUACGUUUAAGAACAGUUACCACUCGGAUAUUAGGCUUUUCCAAGUCCAACUAGUAGCAUUUUACAAUGUGAAUGUGAGACAAAGCUGAGGCGAGUCGUGAAAUGGAUUCUUUGAAACACUGUAACCGAGUUUGCUACAAUGUGGUAAUUCCCGUAUGAUUAAUAUUUGGCGGCAGCGGCGGCGUUUGAUUGUCUGGAAGGAAUGCAUGAGCCUAUUGUAACGAUUAAUGAGUUACCCGAAGGAGCAGUCAAGUCCCCCUCCAACAAGUACCAAGUAUUCUUCUUUGGGACACAUGAGACUGCAUUCCUGGGUCCCAAGGACUUGUUCCCCUAUGAGGAGGGCAAGGAGAAGUUUGGCAAGCCCACCAAGAGGAAAGGCUUCAGUGAGGGUCUAUGGGAAAUUGAGAACAAUCCUACGGUGAUACACGAACCCGCAGGUUAUGAGCUGGCAAAGGAGACCCCAGCAGAGGGGGCAGUGGAAGCAGGUGUGCCGCGAAAGGGGAAUGCAGAAGGAAGCAGUGAUGAGGACGAAGGGACCCUCAUCAUCGAUGAGAAGACCGACAGGGGAGGGGCCAAGAGGAAAGCUGGGGAUUCCGUCGAGAGCUCUCCUAAACGACCUAAGGACACAGAGAGCAAAGGUGACUCGAAGGUGGAUAGCAAGAAGUCUGACACCGAGCUGAAGCUCAAUGACAAGGUAGGGCCUAAGCCCACAGCGCUGUCUUCUGCAGGUGAACCAAAGCCAGAGAGCCAAGCAAAACCACCGACCGAGGCCCAAUUAACAUCAGAGAAGCCUGUGACUGACAGUGCUUAACAGCAACCCUCCGAGGAUGACCAAGGACCCGUGGUUCUUUUCCAUGGAAUUUUGGGCAUCAACAUAAUUAGCUAAUCUUUGAAUGCUAGGUUUCUGCUGUUAUUAAGUAACUGGAAAGUGUUAAGACCUAUAUAGAAAUUGUACAGGCCAAACAAACUUACUUGCCAGUUGGGGGUAUUGAAUAUCCCAGGAUUUAAAUUGUUGUCAAACCAAUAGUGAGGAGAAAUGCAAUGCUCAAGAGGAAAUGGGUUUCGGAUGUAUACAUUUUUUUUUUUAAAGUGCAAUUAUGAAGUCUAGCUGCUAGGUGUCAAAAUGCAUUACAGUUUAGAGAGUACACACGCCCGCCGGUUUCUUAACAAUCUGAACAUAAGCAAACAAAAACACAAUUUUGGGGAAAAUCUUUUGACCAUCACAUUCAUAAUGCUUUUUCAUUUAACAUGAGAAUCCUGCUUAUCCUGUUUUAAAUACGUUUUUAGUUUUGUGGUUCGUUGGUUUGAGAAUAUUAGAUAGCUUUUUAUCUAUGACGGUGUGCUUUAUAAAAAGAACACAUCUUUAUGUUCUUGGCUUUAAGGUGUGUACAGUGCAUUCGGAAAGUAUUCAGACCCCUCCACAUUUUGUUCCAUUAUAGCCUUAUUCUAAAAUGGAUUAAAUAGUUUUUUUCCCCUCUUCAAUCUACACACAAUAACUCAUAAUGGCAAAGAAAAAACAGGUUGUUUUGAAAUUUUUGCAAAUGUAUUAACAAAUAAAUACAUAUCACAUUUGCAUAAGUAUUCAGACCCUUUACUCAGCACUUUGUUGAAGCACCUUUGGCAGCGAUUACAGCCUUGAGUCGUCUUGGGUAUGAUGCUACAAACUUGGCACACCUGUAUUUGGGAAGUUUCUCCCCUUCUCUGCAGAUCCUCUCAAGUUCUGUCCUGUUGGAUGGGGAGCGUCACUGCACAGCUAUUUUCAGGUCUCUCCAGAAAUGUUCGGUUUUAAGUCCAGGCUCUGGCUGGGCCACUCAAGGACAUUUGGAGAAUUGUCCCGAAGCCAUUCCUGCGUUAUCUUGGUAGGUGAACCUUCACCCAAGUCUGAGGUCCUGUGCACUCGGGAGCAUGUUUUAAUCCCCAUGUACUUUGCUCCGUUUAUCUUUCUCUCAAUCCUGACGAGUCUCCCAGUCCCUGCUGCUGAAAAACAUCCUCACAGCAUAAUGCUGCCACCACCGUGCUACACCGUAGCGAUGGUGCCAGGUUUAUUCCAGAUGUGACACUUGGCCUUCAAGCCAAAGAGUUCAAACUUUGUUUCAUCAGACCAGAGAAUCUUGUUUCUGAUGGUCUGAGAGUCAUUUAGGUGCCUCCAAGCAGGCUGUCAUGUGCCUUUUACUGAGGAGUGGCUUCCGUCUGGCCACUACCAUAAAGGUCUGAUUUGGUGGAGUGCUGCAGAGAUGGUUGUCCUUCUGGAAGGUUCUCCCAUCUCCACAGAGGAACUCUGGAGCUCUAUAAGAGUGACCAUUGGAUUCUUGGUCACCUCCCUGACCAAGGCCCUUCUCCCCCAAUUGCUCAGUUUUGCAGGGCAGCCAGCUCUAGGAAGAUUCUUGGUGGUUCCAAACUUUUAAGAAGAUGGCCACUGGGUUCUUGGGGACCUUCAAUGCUGCAGAAAUGUUUUGGUACCCUUCCCCAGACCUGUGCCUGGACAAAACCCUAUCUCGGAGCUCUACUGACAAUUCCGUCGACCUAAUGGCUUGGCUUUUGCUCAGACAUGCACUGUCAACUGCGGGACCUUAUAUAGACAGGUGUGUGCCUUUGUCCAAUCAUGUCCAAUCAAUUGAAUUUAUCACAGGUGGACUCCAAGUUGUAGAAACAUCUCAAGGAUGACCAAUGGAAACAAUGGACCCUGAGCUCAAUUUCGAGUGUCGUAGCACAUGGUCUGAAUACUUAUGUAAAUAAGGUAUUUCUGUUUUUAAUAUUUUAUACAUUUGCAAACAUUUCUAAAAUCCUGUUUCGCUUUGACAUUGUGGGGUAUUGUGUGUAGAUUAAUGAGACAAAAAUAAUAUUUAAUACAUUUUAUAAUAAGGCUGUAACGUAACAAAAUGUGGAAAAAGUCAAGGGGUCUUAAUACUCUCCAAAUGCACUGUACAUAAUAGUAAUUGUACUUAAGUUUUUCCUCGGCCUGACUUUGAAAUAGGUGAUGUAUUUUCUUACUCGUGGUGUGUUUCACUUUUAAGAUAUUUAACUUUUCUUAGAUCACUAGCAAGUUGUCGCUAGCAAAACUAUCGCUUUAAAGCUACAUAACAUGUUGCAUGCUGCCUGUACAUGGGAGGUGACCAAAUGUCUUCAUUGACACUUAGAUCCCAUAGAAUUAACUUUUUAUUGAAUGUCACAAAUCUAUUCACAUAAACACAAGAGAACAAAACCACUUUGCAAAGCCCUGUCUUAACCUGUUACACUCAUACCUAUAUAUUGGUUGAAAAAUGCCUGAUAAGCAACUAAAUUGGAAGGCAGUGGCUAUAGAGUAACAUGCUAUAAAUGACGUCAGAGCUCAGGUUCUGUGCUUCACAGUGCUGUAUGGGUUUUGACUGACAGCCGUUCUAAACUUGAGUACUGCACACGAGAGAGACGUUGCCCCCAUCCCUCCCGCUAAUUGGAUAACUUUGGCAAAUUUGUCUGAGCCUCUUUACAUUUUAAGAGGACUCAAUGUAUUUUGAAAGAUGAGAUGUUGACGAUAAUAAAUACUGUUUUGAUGUCCAUCAAGCAAGCCAAACACCCGUGAGUCCAAAUGUGCACCUCACAUUUCCAUAACGUAAAACUCAUGUCAUAUACAGGGUCAACGUUUAUGAUCACUAUGUUUGAUGUACAGUUACAAGAUGACAUGGCGUCAUACCCUGGGUGGUUCUGAACAGAAUGAGCCUGUGUUUGUCUAUUGUGAAGCAAAUUUGUUGCAGUUCACGCAACUGAAUGCACUUGACUCCUUUUCUAUGCACACCAAAAUUACUAUCCGUUUCUCUGAAUUGCCUUGUAAAAGCCUAACCUUGUAAGAUUGUACUUUAUAAUUUAGCUAGUGAUGUUGGCAAUAGAACAAGCUUUCAAAUUAUGCCAACCUGACCCAGAUUUCAAAUUAUAAUGGUCUGAUUUGGAUUGCAUAAACAGUAAUUGUGUGAUGGCGUGGAUGCAGGGUUGUGUUCCAAACAAAACGACUACAAGUGUGCUUGCUCUAGUUCCUCAAUGGCACAGCUAGGAGAGCUUUAAAAAAAGCACCCUAUCGUUGACGACUCUUCUUCUUAAUAAAUUGCACCUACCUGGUGUCCCAGGUUUUACUCAGUCCCUGAUUAGAGGGAAGGAAUAGUACAUUUUUUUCUUAAGCAGUGGAAGUGGCUUCAAGGUUCAGAUUUGAAAAUGAGGGUUUUAUGGUAAGGUAUCGCUCAUGUCUUAAAUAUAUUUCUUGAUAGUUCAUGUUAAUAUCCACUGCACUGUUAAUUUGUCCAUACAUGUACAAUGUCAUCCAUCUUUUAUGGUGCUUUAAUGGUGACAAUGUAAUGAGAAGGACAUCAGCCAAUGUCCAACAAGAUGGUGUCCUGGUUAUUGUAAUAUUGGGCCACUUGUGAAAACAUAACACUUCAACACUGUGUAGACGACCUGUCUGGGUACAUGGUUGUUACGAUUCUGAUUUGGUAGUUGCUUUGCUUUUUUAUUAUACUAUUCACUGUGGGACAUGCUUUGAGUGUGUACUGUGUGUACCUUGAUGUUUCGGUAUGAGUGACUUGUCCUUCAUGCCUUUUUGAACUGGAGCAAAGAUACCUUUUUGAUUGAGUAUUGUCCUAUGAUUUUGGAUGCUAAACCAAAUUUUGUAAGAUUAAUUUUACUAUUAGCUUGUAAGAAUAACCCUUUUGUUGAUGUUUGAAAUACAAUAUGGUUUUUUUUCGGGGAGCCCUUUCUCUCAUCUUAUUGGUCCCUCCCUUAUUUGUAUGUUAUUUGUAAUUGUCAUUGUGGGGGAUCCCUGUGUGUUCUGGUUUGUAUGAUUGGAUGACAUUCAUUCGUUGUGGCCCAUGUUUGGUGAAAUCCAUAUCUGCAUUCAAUCAGGUCUUUCGAACUCCAUAAGUCAUUAAUUGACUCGUUUUGAAAACCACGACUCACAGGGGCGCUGCAGGACCAGGCCUUAGAACUGCUUUAAGUCUGUACUGAAUAUGGCCCAGACCUUUACUUGACCCUUUCUUUUCAACUGCUGGACUGUCACUCAUUCAUAGAUAACGUUGUAUGCUGACUGACCUACUACAUGAUUCUGGAGCUUUCAUUGUUUUUCCCUUCUACAUUUCAACUUUUAAAACCUAAUGCUGUCAGAACGAUUCCAAAUGUUUUUUGGGUCAUUGCCACAUCCUCACCACCUUUGCAAUUCACAGUGGACGUAAAGAGAUAAAAAAUGGCCUGAUUGCCAGUUCGCCACCACGCUUCUUGCUUGGUUCUACCAUUGUAGCGAGCCACCAGUCCAUUUGGUUAAACUCAAUAAACAUGUUGAUGACAAAAUGA
Molecule: messenger RNA, 5691 nt
Organism: Oncorhynchus masou masou (cherry salmon)
Lineage: Eukaryota; Metazoa; Chordata; Actinopteri; Salmoniformes; Salmonidae
Product: hepatoma-derived growth factor-like
Exons: 6
Coding region: 584-1192 (202 amino acids)
Source: RefSeq, a predicted model, not a curated record